UUUGUGUCAGAGGAGAGGAGUCCCCAUGCAGUGCUGUGAUUUGACUAUCCAAACAACCCGCUUCAGAGGCAUCCAUCCUCCAGCAGACUCCCGGGACAGCGGAGAUUAACCUCACAGUCCCCUCGGACUCUGAACAUCUGAGACAUCUUUACAUCUGAAGCAGCAGCCCCCAUAGAGAGGAACAGCUGGAAUACUCUCCUCUCAUUUCAAGAGGAGGAGGAGAAAGAGGAGGCGACUCCAAGAUACAUAGAGAAGAAGCGCAGAGGGGAGUUGUCAUCUGUGUUUUGGGAAACUUUGAAAGAAAGUCAGCGGCUCAACUAUGAGAGGCGUGACUGUCUUCACCCUCAAUUUGACAGUAACAAUCCUCCUGGGUCUCUGCGCCAACGUGAGCUGCCUGGAGGUCACGCCGCAUGACGGCCAGUUUGUCCUUGGCGCCGGAUCCUCUCUCAUGCUCACCUGCUCGGGUUCGGGGGAAACCACCUGGGAGUUCAAAAGGAAUGACGUUCCUUAUUUCCAGGUGGAACAAGGCCUAAAUGGUGUGCAGAGCUACCAAAUUGUAAGCAACGGCACCAAAUCCAGCGCUUUGAGCAUGUGGAAUGUAAGCUGGAAACACACCGGGGUGUAUCAGUGCACUGACCGACAAAAUGGAGAAAGGAAGGAGGUGGAGGUGUUUGUCCCAGACAGUCAGGUUUGGUUUGUGGAGAGCGCUCAUGAUAUGCUGACCAAGACCAGUGAGCAGACCACCAUCCCCUGUGUAGUCACCAACCCCAAGAUCAACGUAUCCCUCUACGAGAAGGAAACUGACCUCCCAGUUAAGGGGCUGUAUGUCCCCAGUGAGGGGUACACUGCAGCGCUGGAAGACAGGACUUACGUGUGUCGCGGCGAGCUGGACGGAGUGGUGAAACAGUCGCAAGCUUUCUUUGUCCUCAGUAUCUUCGUCCCAGAAGCCAUCGAUGCCUACAUCAACGCAUCAAAGACGGUGCUGAAGCAGGGAGAGCCGCUAACAGUCAACUGCACCGCGCACGGGGCCGAGUUGGUCCUUUUUUCUUGGGAGUUCCCCAACCGGGAGGCAGCUGAUGUGGAACCACUAACAGACAUCCUGUCAGCUAUGAACAUGAGGUCCUGCCUCAUCUUCCCUCGUGCCACGCUCGGCCACAGCGGAAACUAUGUGUGCCAUGUCCACGAGAGCGUCCGGGGCCAGACGGACUCCGCCAGUGUCAACAUCACUGUGCUCGAACAAGGCUUUGUGGCAAUUCAGCCGGCUGAGGAUUGUCGCAUUUCGGCUCGGCUGCAGGAGAACGUCGAGCUGAAGGUGGAGGUGGAAGCCUACCCUCCCCCUCAGGUCAGCUGGAGCAAAGACGGAACUGCGAUCAAAGGAGACAAAAUCAUCAUGAACAGACAAGAGCACGAGAUCAGAUAUGUCAGCAUCCUCACUUUGGUGCGGGUGAGGCCGGAGCAGAGGGGCUUCUACACUGCCCGGGUCACCAAUGGUGAUGACACCAAGGAUGUGAGUUUUGACCUGGAAGUCCAAGUUCCCUCUCAGAUUAAAGAUUUGACGGACCACCACCUUCCCGGGAAGAGACACCUUGUGACCUGUGUCGCUGAGGGGGUCCCGACCCCGACCAUCCAAUGGUACAGCUGCGACAGCAUGCUCCAGUGCAACAACAACACUACGAUUUGGCAACGGCUGGUACCAAAAGCAGAGGUGCUGAGCAUCCAGACCAACGUCAGCCACAGCGAGAGCCGUCAAACCAGUCGGGUGUGGAGCCGUCUAACCUUCCACAAGCCGCAGCAGGUCACAGUCCGCUGUGAGACCAGCAACCAGGCGGGGAGAGUGGACCGAAGAGAUGUCAAACUGGUCUCUAGCACCUUCUUCUCGCAGGUGGCCGUGUUGGCGGCGGUCCUCGCCUUAGUGGUGAUCAUCAUCCUAGCCAUCAUCAUCCUCAUCGCAGUGUGGAGGAAGAAACCUCGCUACGAGAUCCGCUGGAAGGUCAUCGAGUCAGUGAGCCAGGAUGGUCACGAGUACAUCUACGUGGACCCCAUCCACUUGCCUUAUGACCUCACCUGGGAGAUGCCCAGAGACAACCUGGUUCUAGGUCGCACUCUCGGAUCGGGAGCUUUCGGCAGGGUGGUCGAAGCGACUGCGUACGGUCUCUCGCAUUCCCAGUCCAGCACAAAAGUGGCUGUCAAAAUGCUGAAAUCGACGGCCAGAAGGAGCGAGACUCAAGCUCUCAUGUCAGAGUUGAAGAUUAUGAGUCACCUGGGUCCUCAUCUCAAUGUCGUCAAUUUACUGGGUGCCUGCACCAAGCAUGGUCCUCUGUACCUGGUGACCGAGUAUUGUCGCUACGGCGACUUGGUAGACUACCUGCACAGGAACAAGUACACCUUCUUGCAGUAUUUUGCCGAGAAGAACCAAGACGAAGGCUGCGUGAUCUCAAGGGGAAGCACGCCGCUCAGUCAAAGGAAAGGCUACGUGUCAUUCGGAAGCGAGAGCGACGGAGGGUACAUGGACAUGAGCAAAGAUGAGCCCUGUGUCUACGUUCCCAUGCUAGAGCAGAUGGACUCCAUCAAGUACGCCGACAUCCAGCCAUCGCCAUACGAGUCCACAUACCAACAGGACCUGUACCAGGAACAAGCUGGCAGUAGACUGGACCUGGUCAUCAGUGACUCAUCCACACUCACCUACGAUGACCUGCUGGGUUUCAGCUACCAAGUGGCCAAGGGCAUGGAGUUCCUGGCUUCCAAGAAUUGCGUUCAUCGUGACCUCGCCGCCCGGAACGUGUUGAUCUGUGAGGGAAAACUGGUGAAGAUCUGUGACUUUGGACUGGCCAGAGACAUCAUGCAUGACUCCAACUACAUCUCGAAAGGCAGCACCUUCCUGCCCCUCAAGUGGAUGGCACCGGAAAGUAUUUUCCACAAUCUGUACACAACCUUGAGCGAUGUGUGGUCCUAUGGUAUUCUUCUCUGGGAGAUUUUCACACUGGGAGGAACCCCCUACCCCGACCUUCCCAUGAAUGAGAUGUUUUACAGCGCCCUAAAGCGAGGGUACAGAAUGACCAAACCCACUCACGCCUCAGAUGGAGUGUAUGAGAUCAUGAAGAAGUGCUGGGACGAGAAGUUUGAGAAGAGACCCGAGUUCUCCUUCCUUGUUCACAGUAUGGGGAACAUGCUGACUGAAAGCUAUAAAAAGAGAUACAGCCAAGUCAAUGACAACUUCCUGAAGAGUGACCACCCGGCCGUGGCCCGCACAAAGCCACGCCUCUCCCCCCCUUUCUCGACAUUCAGCUCCCCCUCUGUCGUCGCCCUCCCCUUCCCUCUGCAACCUCGCGGUCAGGGCUCAAGCCAGGCUCAGUCGCAAGACGUUGUCCCUUCGUACAACGACUACAUCAUACCCAUCCCGGACCCCAAGCCUGAAGACGCCUUCACUGAAAUGGAGUCAGAAAGUCCUGCAAGCUCCGUGGCCCCGGAAGAGGAGACGGACUCCGUUUCUCAGGACACAGCCGAGACCCUUCCGGAGGAGGAGCGGCUGGAAGGGACCGGCGAGAGAGACGCGCUGCUGGGUUGCACGGGGACACCCGAGGUAGAGGACAGCUUUCUGUAGUCACGUUAUGGAAUGCUGGGAAAAGAAGAAGAAGAAGAAUGAAAAAAAAAAUUUACUGGGGGAUUUUUUCGUCCCCCUUCCUAUCACUACACAGCCCAUAAAAAAGGGAACUAAAAAGGAGCUUUGUAGAUCCAUCAAACACACAAGGCGCUUCAUUCAUGCGUGUGUGUAUGUGUGUGUGUGUGUGUGUGUGUAUAUAUAUAUAUAUAUAUAU
Messenger RNA from Syngnathoides biaculeatus (alligator pipefish), 3815 nucleotides. RefSeq names its product platelet-derived growth factor receptor, beta polypeptide (gene pdgfrb). NCBI's taxonomy places the organism in Eukaryota, Metazoa, Chordata, Actinopteri, Syngnathiformes, Syngnathidae. The transcript has 23 exons. Gene Ontology annotation, biological process: cell chemotaxis; positive regulation of kinase activity; protein phosphorylation. Gene Ontology annotation, cellular component: signaling receptor complex. Gene Ontology annotation, molecular function: ATP binding; platelet-derived growth factor binding; platelet-derived growth factor beta-receptor activity. The coding region runs from base 320 to 3601 and encodes 1093 amino acids. The record is from RefSeq and is a predicted model, not a curated record.